Messenger RNA from Hyaena hyaena (striped hyena), 4214 nucleotides. RefSeq names its product UV stimulated scaffold protein A (gene UVSSA). Gene Ontology annotation, cellular component: chromosome. Lineage: Eukaryota; Metazoa; Chordata; Mammalia; Carnivora; Hyaenidae. The transcript is spliced from 13 exons. The coding region runs from base 1125 to 3218 and encodes 697 amino acids. The record is from RefSeq and is a predicted model, not a curated record. Gene Ontology annotation, molecular function: RNA polymerase II complex binding. Gene Ontology annotation, biological process: response to UV; transcription-coupled nucleotide-excision repair.
CCGGCGAGGGGCUGCGGCCCCACCGGAGUUCCGAGGGCAGGCCCCUCCCCUCCCCCACGCCCCGCCCGGCCCUCACCCGACCUCCUCCCCAGGACGCGCGCCUCCCGCCGGGACUCCCGGUCCCCCUGCUUCCCCCGGGACACCGCCCUUCCCUUCCUCUGGAAGGGGUGCCGUGCCCUCCUCCUCGCUGCACACCACCCCCAGGGACACCACCCCUUCUGCCCCCCUCCCCCCAGACACCGCUUCCUCGUCGUCUUUUCACCCCUUCCCAUCCGCUUUCUCCUUGGGACACCGCCCCCGCCUCCCCUCCUGCCGGGACGUGCCGCCCUCCCUGAACACUGCCCUCUCCUCCCUGGGAUGCCCCCUUCUGUCCUUGGCUGUGGUGCGCUGGCAGAGCGCCCCGGAGGGGUCCGCAGCCGGGGAGACGCUGGGAGGGUGCUCGCCUCCGCAGCUCCCUGCGUCUGGACGCGUGUGUUGAGUGGGGCCCGUGUGCACCUGCGGGCCGCCUCCUGCCAAAUAAACCCACCCUGCAGCUGGCCGCCUCCCCGGGGCCUCUCCCCCCGGCCCGCAUCCUCCCCUCCCCUUUGUGCACAUGUGCCAGGUGCUUGGCGUCGCAGUGCUGGGUUGACGCGCCUCUGCUAGUCUGCCCUGGACGUUAGGCUCUUCCCCAAGGGGCUCUUUCGUUACCGAAGUCUGUAGCGACUCACCCUUUGCAGACUCUCAAGGCUGCCUCGUGCUUGUGAGUGAACACGUUGGAAAAGGAAAAGGCACCACCGUCACAUUUGGGAAAAGCUAAUUUAAAUUUUACUUGGACCGUCGUGUUCCGUCGGUAACACGUGUUGCUGAACACCCUUUGCUGCAGCCUCUCUCAUCUGUGUGACCGUAGAGCUCCAGAAUUAAUAGUUUGUUGUUGCACUUUUCCGUUGGCCGUGCCCGGAAUAUCACCUUGAGUUGUUAUAUUUCAGCCUCCAGGCCAUCUCCCAGAGGCAAGGGCUGGGGAGCCCAGCCUUGCAGCCCCCCUGGAAUGGCCCAGGAACUCGUGGAGCGCAGUACACAUUUAAUGACAUGGAGAACUGUGAAGUCCUAGGGGUCACGUCCCACCUCUACCGUACACAUUUCUAGAUAUGGAUCAGACGCUUUCCAGGUUGGUAGAAGAGCUCACGACUUCAGGAGAACCUCAGCUGAACCCCGAGAAAAUGAAGCAACUGAAGAAAAUUUGCAAGUCUUCCGAGGAGCAGCUGAGCCGCGCCUACCGCCUGCUCACGGCCCAGCUGAGCCAGGGGCAUGCCGAGAUCCGCCUCUCCGCCUUCCAGAUCGUGGACCAGCUCUUCACCCGGUCUCAUCAGUUCAGGGUGCUGGUCGUUUCCAACUUCCAGGAGUUCCUGGAGCUCACGCUGGGCACCAACCACGAGCAGCCCUUGCCGCCCCCCAGGGAGGCGGCCCAGAGGCUGAGGCAGGCGGCCACCCGGGCAGUCCAGGAGUGGAACGGAAAGUACGGCGCCGCCUACAAGAAGCUCGCCUUGGGCUACCACUUCCUGAGACACGGCAAACAGGUGGAUUUUGAGGAUGUGAACGCGCGGACUCUGGCAGAAAGAAAGCGGGAGGAGGAGAAGCAGAAGCGCUUGGACAGAAUCUACAGGGAGAGGUGUGAGCGGGCCAUCAAGGACAUGGAGGAAAUGUCUGCCGAAGCCCGGUGCUGCCUCACGGAGGUGGAGAGCUGCUUCAGGCUGCUGGUGCCAUUCGACUUUGCCACGGGCCCAGGGGCCACCUUGCCCGCCGUGGCGUUCGGUGCUUCUGGGGAGGGCACCCCGUGUCCGGCUGACGCCAUGAGGCCUGGGGACGAGGAGCCCUGCUGCAGCAAGAGCCUGCUUGCCUGCGCCCGGCCUCCCCCUUCCCGGACCGCGGGGGCCUCGGGGGAGGACCAGGAAGACGAGGAGGGGGAGGAGCUGGAGCACAGCGACAGCAGCGACGAGGACGGGUUUGUGCGGCGCCAUGGACUGGGCUCCCACAAGUACACGCUGGACGUGGAGCUCUCCUCAGACGGCCUGAGGGUGCGCGAGGAUGAGGACAACCACGUCGUCGUCCAGUCAGCCCGGGACGCACUCAAGCUCAUCCGAAACAAGUUCCUGCCGGCCGCGUGCUCCUGGGUACAGCUGUUCACCCGCGCAGGGGUCCACGGCGGGCACUUAGAGGCUGCCAUCAACCUGAAGGCGGAACUGGAAACCGCGCUGAGGAGGUCUGGGGAGCUGGACCUCCAGCCUGAGGAGGGGCGCAGGGGGGAGAUGGCAGCCCCAGCGGACGGGGACGACGACGACGACGACGACUUCAUAGAGGUCCCGGAGAAGGAGGGCUACGAAGCCUGCGUGCCCGACCACCUGCGGCCCGAGUGUGGGCUGGAGACAGGCCCUCCCGCACGGGGCUCGCAGGCCCGGAAGAGGACGCGGAGGGAUGAGGAGGCACAGGACCCCACCUGUGCUGCCGCCCAGCUGCACGCGCUGCACCGACGCUGGCCCCUGCCCCCGAGCCCCAGGGCACCUGUGGGACCAGAGGAGGCUGGGAAGCUGGCCGCAGAGCGGGCCCGGGCUCCUGUCGUGCCCUUUGGGGUAGACUUGUGCUACUGGGGCCAGGAGCAGCCGCCGGCGGGCAAGAUUCUCAAGCGUGAGUCCGAGCACCGCUUCUGGAAGCCCAGCGAGGUGGACGCAGAAGUGGAGAGCGCCGACGCCUCAGAGGCGCUGCAGAGUCGCUACAUCACCUUCGCGGGGAAGUUUGAGCCCGUGCAGCACCGGUGCCGGGCCCCGAGGCCCGACGGCCGGCUCUGCGAGCGCCAGGACCGGCUGAAGUGUCCUUUCCACGGGAAGAUCGUCCCGAGAGAUGACACAGGGCGGCCCCUCCGCCCAGAGGACAGGGCCUGGGAGCAGAGGCAGCAGCAGCAGCAGGCCGGGCGCCCAGACUGGCAAGACCCCGAGUUUAUGAGAGACGUGGAGGCCGCCACGGGUGUAGACCUUGGCUCAUCUGGGUCCAGCGGGAGAGGCAGAGGAAGGAGGCGGCGGCGCGGUGGCCUCACCGACCUGAAGCAGCAGGCCGACACUUCCCGCGCACGCAUCGCAAAGAAGGUGUUUGCUAAGGCAGCCGUGCAGAGGGUCGUCACAGCCAUGAAUCAGAUGGACCAGAAGAAGCAUGAGAAGUUUGCAAACCAGUUUAACUAUGCAUUGAAUUAGAGGGCCAGACUGGGGCUGUGGUCCCUGGGAGCCUGGAGGUGACGCGGGCCGCUGCGUCUCAGUGGGCCAUCCUGCAAAGCCUGUACCUCUCGUGAUGUGGCUCAGAGCCGACGGCCCACCUGUGACCCCCAGCCCCCGUUCUCUGGGCCUUUUCCCAGGAAACCCCACACGUGUAUGUACACGCUGUGUCCAAGACAAGCAUGGGACGCAAACUGCCCACAGCAUCGCACUUUGUGUUUCUAGCGCACACGGCGCUGUGGUGACAGUUCUGCGUUAGCUCCUGCGGCCCCCUCGCCCGCCUGUUUAGAAGACAGCUUCGUUGAGAGAGAAGCCACAUUCCAGGCGUUCACCUGACAACACGUACAACUUCAUGGCAUUCAGUGCACGGACAGUGUUGGGCGACCCACGCCACCCAGGUCCAGAACUCUCCGUCCCGCAGAAGAAACCCGUCCCUGCCCGCAGCUGCACACUGGCCUCUCUGGAUGUGUCUGUGGCACGUUUCUCGUGAAUGCCCCUCGUGUUCGUCUUUGUUCCCUCGGGCCAGAGUCUCUAGGCUUGUUCUGUACGGUAGAAUAUGCCGGAACUCCAUCCCUGUGUGUGGCCCAGUGAGGACACCCCACCCUGCUUAUCUGUCCAUCACAGACACUGGGGUCGGUCUACACCGCUCGGCCGUUCGGAGCAAUGCUUAUUGAACGUUUGUGUACAGGUUUUUGUGUGGACGCGUAUUGUCCCUUCUUUUGGGUUUGCGCCUAGAGGUGGAACUGCUGGGCACGGGCGCCUCCGUGUCUGACUUUCGGAUGAACCGUUCCAACUGUUUCAUCAAAGCUGCCGAACCAUUUUACUUGCGUUCCCACCCCCGUGUGUGAGGGUUCCGAUUUCGUGCCCACACUUGUCCACACUUGUUAUUGUCUGUCUGUAAUUGGUGUGAGGAGGUAUCGUGAUUUGUAUUUUAAUGUGUAUUUUCCUAAUGCCUAGUGAUAUCUUUUCAUGUGUUUA